AUGGUCUCCUCCGAAUCACGCGGUUCACCUCCUCAGCGAACCGGCAGCAUUCCAGUCAUCACUUUCCAGGAAGAACCCAUGAGCACAAGUGGUGAUCGACCAUCACCCGUGAGCCAAGCCGGUGACAACACGCCAUUCACCACUGGUCAGAAGAAUAUCACUGUGCUUGCCACGUCGAAGCUGAUUAAUCAAGCCGUUCCCAAGCAGUCAACAACUGAAGGAUCCUCCAACAUGAGCGAAGCUUACCCCAUGGACAAGCUCCUAGCAAGGCUAUCGGAACAGCAAGCCGUGCUCAGCCAGCAGAACGAGGCACUCAAAUCUGGAGAUGACGAGGGAAACAUGUGCCAGCGACUCCCUGGACACACAUCCUCCAGUAACUCCCUGCCAAUCACACCAGCCACGGAUGGUUUCUCGUCUACCGCACCAAGCACCCGUCCAGCCAGUGCUACUCUUGAAGAAGCUCGUUCCGACUCUGAUGAAGUUCUUCGCCUAAAGCUUCAGCUAGCACAAGCCCAGAACAAAAUAUCCAAGUUAGAUCAGGAAUUGUCUAUCCGCACAAUCAAAGGUGAAUCGGAAAUGCAGGCUAUCAACGCAGCUCGAGGCAUGGACACAACCGCUCGUGACAGCGUCUGGAUGGCAACAGAUGAUGACCAUUCAGACACCAGUGAAGCCAUGUCUACUACUACCUUCACUCGUACCAAGGGCAUUUGGGGAACCACCAAAGGAUCAUUUGCUGGCAAUGUUCUUCAAGGCGCCGCAGCUGAGCCACAGCCAGGAACCUGGCUGGGAGGACGAGGGUUCAACCAAAGUUUCACCGACGGGAGCUCGUCCUACCAAGCGAUGGAAGGAUAUCGUGGAGAUCGCCUAAGCCCCGAUCCGGAUCUUGUCAUGCGUCAAUCCGCAACCAGACGACCCAACCGGUACGAUCAUCGAGCCAGUAACUCUCACCACUUUGCCAGUGUCGGUUACAACCCUGUGAAUGGACCAAUGGCCCAAUUUGAAGCAAUUGGGGGUCCAAUGGCUUCUGCAAAUAUGCAUCCGCCUCCUGGACUUGGCGCCAUGGGGAUGGGAGCUUAUGCUGGGUACCAGCAACAGCCCGUCGGUACCCCACUGUCUCCUCAUGCAUCCGAGUUUACAUCCAAGACUCACUGGAAGAACGAAGGACUUCCGACCGAGGGCCCGACCUAUUUGCCUCCAACUGAACCUCUCAACUAUCGUCGUCUUCUCGAUCGUAAUGUGACGUGCAAUUGGAAAUACAUAGUCGAUAAGAUUGUGUGCAAUAAUGAUCAACAAGCCUCCAUAUUCUUACAGCAAAAGCUAAAAGUUGGCACACCGGACCAGAAAUACGACAUUGUUGAAGCUAUUGUGGCCCAAGCUUAUCCUCUGAUGGUAAACAGAUUUGGCAAUUUCUUAGUUCAGAGAUGCUUUGAGCACGGAACCCCUGAGCAGGUGAUUAACAUUGCCCGGGCUAUCCGUGGCAAUACUCUCAACUUAUCCAUGGACCCCUUUGGAUGCCAUGUAGUCCAAAAGGCAUUCGAUUCGGUCCCCGAAGAGUACAAGGCAAUCAUGGUUCACGAGCUUCUCCGCCGCAUCCCUGAAACAGUUAUACAUCGAUAUGCUUGUCAUGUAUGGCAGAAACUCUUUGAGCUUCGAUGGACUGAAUCUCCACCUCAAAUUAUGAAAUACGUUAAUGAAGCUUUGCGCGGCAUGUGGCAUGAAGUAGCCCUGGGAGAAACUGGCAGCUUGGUUGUUCAAAAUAUCUUCGAGAAUUGUUUGGAGGAAGACAAGCGCCCCUGCAUUGAGGAAGUCCUCGCCAACAUCGAUAUUGUUGCGCAUGGACAAUUCGGAAACUGGUGUAUCCAACACAUCUGCGAACAUGGCGCACCGCCAGACCGUGGCAGGGCUGUUGAUCACGUCAUUCGUUACGCCGCUGAGUACAGCACUGAUCAAUUUGCUUCCAAGGUGGUAGAGAAGUGUUUGAAGAUUGGGAACAGCGAGUUCUUGGGUCGUUAUCUGGACCGGGUCUGUGAAGGCCGCUUGGACCGGACUCGAAUUCCGCUGAUUGACAUUGCGAGUGACCAGUAUGGCAAUUAUCUUGUGCAGUGGAUUCUUAACAAUGCUACACCUCAGCACCGCGAGAUGGUGGCGGCCCACAUUCGAAAGCAUAUGGUUUCUCUCCGGGGCUCCAAGUUUGGAUCCCGAGUUGGCAUGCUCUGCACCAACCACGCCGUCACUACGCGGCCUGGACCUGGAGUUGGGCCUGGUAUGGGUAGUCGUAUGGGUCCUGGACCACGAUUUGCAGGGGCAUAUCGUUAG
Molecule: messenger RNA, 2316 nt
Organism: Metarhizium brunneum ARSEF 3297
Lineage: Eukaryota; Fungi; Ascomycota; Sordariomycetes; Hypocreales; Clavicipitaceae
Gene: mcp2
Product: Meiotic coiled-coil protein 2
Biological process (GO): post-transcriptional regulation of gene expression
Cellular component (GO): cytoplasm
Molecular function (GO): mRNA 3'-UTR binding
Source: RefSeq, a predicted model, not a curated record